Ctenocephalides felis (cat flea) is the source of this 3711-nucleotide messenger RNA. RefSeq lists its product as uncharacterized. The coding region runs from base 1 to 3711 and encodes 1236 amino acids. The record is from RefSeq and is a predicted model, not a curated record. The transcript is spliced from 11 exons. Lineage: Eukaryota; Metazoa; Arthropoda; Insecta; Siphonaptera; Pulicidae.
AUGCACAAUACCGAAGCUAUUAUUGAAAUUACUACUGUAGAGUGUGACACGGAAUCAAGAACUGCAAAUUGCCAAAUAAAUGAAGAAAAUGAAGUUGAUACUUCAAAUCUUGUUCCAAUUACAGUUGAAGAAGGUGAUAACAUUGCGCAAGCUGCUUCUCCAGAUCGUGAUACAGACCAAAAAAUUGGUGAUAAAAUCACUGAUGACUCGAGUGAUGCUACUGAGAUAUCUGUAGUUGAUGCAAGUAUAAAUAAAACAAAUGCUGAAAUUGUAUCAAAUAAUAUGGGCAAUGUUGAAACUGACUUCGGCAGUGAUCACAAUAUUGUUGGUAAUGAAGAUGGAAAUAAUGUAAGUGCUGAUCCAUCAUCACAUAGUGAUGAAAGCUUUAGCAUUAGUGAAGCUGUGAUAGAAAUUGAUACUUCAAGUAAUGAUGCAGAAGUUGUAAUAAGUGGCAGUGAAGUUUGCUCAACCGGUGCAGAUGUUUCUCAAAAUCCUUUAGUAAAUGAGAGUGAAAUUAGGACAGAAAACCAAACUGUUAAUUCUAGUGUAAAUAAUGUAAAUAAUCCAGAGGUCGAUGAUAAUGAUAUAAAUAGAUGCAAAGAAAUUAUCCUAGAAACAAAAUCAUAUGAUAUGACGUUAACAAGUGCCAAACCUGAAAUUUUGAGUGUAAGUUUUUGUGACAAAUUUAGGACUACGGUUAAAGACGAUCAAAUAUUUGGUGAAUAUAAGAGAAGGCGAAGGAGAACUUCAAGUACAUCAGUCAUAUCUGAAUUCCAGCAUUCAAAUGAGCCGUUCAAUAUUUGGGCUUCAAGGGAUAUCUUGGAAGUGGAUAUAAGAACUAUAACACCUUCUGUGGAGAUCCUCACAGUUAACCCCAACGAGGAUUCAUUGGAUUCUGAAUAUGAAUUGAAGCACGAUGUUGAUGUAACUUGUUCCGAAAGAGUGUUUGAUCCUGGCCUCAACUUUUCUAAUUUUUCUAUGAAAUUUAUAAGCCCCAUCAAACCUACACCAAUGAGACAAUCGGUUUUUCCUGAUGACGAAUCCAACCUUCAUGAAUGCCUGAGCUCUAGUCCGAUUAAAAAGAACAAUGAAUCUAUUGACCACCAUGAAUUGCCUCAAGAAAUAAGUGGCAUAGCUAAACUUGAUGUACUUCAAGAUACAAUUGACGAUUCCUCCAAAUUAAUCAAUACUGUGGAUGACCGAGUACAAUCAUGUAUUCAAGCCAAUAACGUUUCCGUAUGUAGUCUUCCUCAUUUGAAUCCAGAAGAUAUCGAGAAGGUUGUUAACACAGAUUCUAGUUGUGAUUCAGUUGCAUGUGACCUAGUUGAUGAUAGUUUAAAUAAUUUAAAAACCGAUGGUGUCACUGUGGAUUUGAACACAAGUGGAGAAGUCGUUGCUUUUGUGGAGCAUCUAACAGCAGAUGCAGAUUUUGCGGAAGUGCAAACACAUGGUUUAAUGCAUUUUGAGGAAGUUGUAGAAUCUACGCAACUUCAAAGUUUUGACAAUGGGUUUGAUACUAAUUUAGGGAAAAGUACAACAAAAAAUCAGAAUAAGGAUAAGACAUCUCCAGAAUCUUUGUUUGCAAUACCACGUGAGAUCCAAGAUUCCAAACCUCACAAUGGACCAUUAGAAAGGAUAUUAAAGACUAUAGCAGAGUUUAGUCCUCCAGUAAAAAAUGUUUUAUAUGAUGUUUACAUUCCGACACCAGGAAGAAGUCUUUUGAAGUCACACUCGACUGUCGAUUAUUACAAAUCGCCUGUUUUUAGCAGCGGUGGCAGUGAUCGCAAAAGAAAAACUGUAAGCAGUCCUGCUGCGAAAUUGUCCUCUGAAAGAAUUAGAGCAGCUACAGUCAGAGGAACUAAUUCUAAUGAUGUAAGCCCAAAAGAUCGGGAUGAUAUAAAUUUGAAUUUGCUCUUAGGAGACUUAUCGGAUGACGCUAGAGAUUUCGAUUUGGCCUCCUAUAUAACUGAGGAGGAUUGCAAAGGUCUUUUAUUGCCAUCGUCUACACCAACGUCUCCUGGCCUUAAUCCGGUUCCUCCAAGGACACCGGGUGAUGCAGUUCCCAAUUCUGAGGCUGCUAACGAAUAUAGUCCGGCAGCCGCAUCAAAAAUAGCCAGGGAAAUGGUGCGGAAAUUGGUUAUGAGGACGUCACUUCAGCCACUUGAUAAAGUACAGAUGUCCAUUGAACCACUAUUUGCUAAUAAUAAUAGUACAUCCAAAAUGUCCAUUGAUAAAAACUCAUCAGCGCUUGAAUCUCCUCAGAAAGAUUCUUCUUUCUCCACAGAGGAUGAAUCAAUAGAUGUGGUCACAAUCGAUGAAAAAUGUCAGACACCAAGCAGUUUCCAUUCUAAUCAGUUCUAUAGGAAAACGGAUGAACGCGCAAAAGGUCUAGGUGUAGGCAAAGGUAAAAAUAUUAAAUCAAUGUGCAUACCAGAGUCUGAUGGUACUGAUGAGGGAGAGAACCAGGAUGAUGACAGUCCCUACAUGGAAAGUUCUGAGAGUGAUAGUGAUGAUUCGAGAAAGGCUGAUCCUGACUAUUGCAUUCGUGAAGAUGAGGCAUCAUUGAAAAAACUAUCUCGCAGUUCAGAUAAGAAGCAAAAUAAUACAAAAAAUGAGGACAAACCAUCUAACAAAAAUUCUAAGCGUAAAAAAGAUAAUAAGAAAUCCCAAAAACCUGUUAAAACCAAAUUAAUGAAAGAUGCAGAGAAGAAAUGCUCUCAAUUGGUUGACAUUAGAAAAAUUUCAUCGAUGACCGAUUCACAAGCUGAUAAAACUGUCAGCAAUACUUCAAAACCAGCCCGCAAACCUGAAAUUUCUGACAAAACUCCUAGGUUAAAUAGAGAUGUUUUAAAUAAGCCUAAAGCUAAACUUGCAAGAGUAUAUGAUGCGAAAAAAUGUGGAGGUGGAAAAGAGGAUAAUAAUGAGACGACUGCCAGUAAUUCAAGCACUCCUAAUAAUAGGAUAAAUAGUUCUGCUAAUGAAAUCACUGCCUUGAAUCCGAACACUGCCUUGACAUCGAGUCCUCCCAAAGUCAAUGAUUCGAGUGUGAAUCAACCAGAACACAUGAAAAUGUUUCAAAACAAGCAUAGGAAAUACUCCACAAUUAAUCCUAACUCAAAUGGUUGUAAUAUGAAUAAAGGAGUAGGAAUUACUCCAACAACUAAUCCUAAUUCAAAUGGUUGUAACAUGAAUAAAGGAGUAGGAAUUACUCCAACAAUUAUUCCUAAUUCAAAUGGGUGUAAUAUGAAUAAAGGUGCAUGCAAUACUCCAACAACUAAUCCUAUUUCCAAAAUCUCUCCUUCGAACUCAAACCCAAGGUAUUUGAUCCAAUUGGAGAUGCAUCUAGAAAGCAAUGAUGCUGAAGAAAUAAGAAAUGAUCAAACAAAAGAUGAAACGAAACAAGUCCCAGACCUUCCUAGGAGAUGCAAUCCAGAAUAUGAAGAAAUUGUUUUAGUGUCAAUAGGAGUGAACACUGCAAUAAGUAAAAAACCAAGUUUUUCGCCUGCAGUGUUGCCAGAGAGCAGCAAGUUAUCCUUCGUUUUGGCGAAGAAGUCGGUGUUGCCUGAUAAUGUUUUCGAGCGCGCACCGCACGACAAAAGCAAAUUAAAAGUUUUAGUUGACAUAAAUGACAGAAUUUUGAAAGGUGCGUCCAAAAAGGAAGCAAAGAUCUCAAGCAAUUCGUUAUUAUCCAGUAUACAAGACGCUUGCUAA